This is a messenger RNA of Hermetia illucens (black soldier fly), 5282 nucleotides long. It is a transcript of the gene kel, whose product is annotated as ring canal kelch protein. Lineage: Eukaryota; Metazoa; Arthropoda; Insecta; Diptera; Stratiomyidae. The record is from RefSeq and is a predicted model, not a curated record. Gene Ontology annotation, molecular function: protein binding. The transcript is spliced from 8 exons.
ACCGACUGUAGCUUCCCCUCACUUAAGACAGCAAUAGAUCGAAAAUGGCGUCUUCGAUUUUCUUACCAACUUCACGCAGUCGACUUUUACAAUUCUCGUGAAAAUUGAAAUUUUGUGACGAUGGCGUGAAAUUUCGUUCUAGAAAUCAUUCAAAAACGAGACGUUGGCGUGCCUGUGUCCUCCUGCAUCGUUUGUGGCCCAUCUAAAGUGUGUUGAAAAGCAGAAAGUGAUUUUGAAAAUUUCGUGACAGGCAAAGUGUUUGGAUCUGCGGUUGUCAGUUGUAAAAGUAAUAAUUUCGGUUUCGAAACGCGGCGCCGUAUUUUAUGAUAUCUCUGAGCGCUCUCAUAACGAAGUACACGUUCAAUAUAAUGAGCAAUUUAAAUGGAAACCUCGGAAAUAACAAUAACGGCGGAAAUGUAGCUGGCGGGGGCGGCGGUGGCGGUGGAGGAAAUCAGAAUCUCGCCGCCGAAGGAAGCAUCGAGCGGGGAAGCUGCCUGCUUAUGCGUUACGCUAGCCAGAACUCUCUAGAUGAGAGCUCUCAAAAACAUAUAACUCGUCCAAGCGGGAAGGAUCCGAGCUCAGGAUUGUAUCGAAAUGACCAGCAUACCUCGCGAUCCUUCGAAUCAAUGAAUGAAAUGCGAAAGGAAAACUUACUUUGCGAUGUAACACUCGUUGCCGAAGACAUGGAAAUUUCUGCCCACAAAAUGGUUUUGGCGUCUUGCAGUCCAUAUUUCUAUGCAAUGUUUACAAGUUUUGAAGAAUCACGUCAAGAUCGAAUAACAUUACAAGGUGUCGACUUUCACGCAUUGGAACUUUUAAUUGAGUACGUUUACACGUCUGAAGUGGAAGUGAAUGAAGACGAUGUGCAAUCACUGUUGACUGCAGCCAAUCUGCUUCAACUGACUGAUGUUCGAGACGCUUGCUGUGACUACCUCCAAUCACAAUUGGAUGCUAGCAAUUGUUUAGGAAUCCGAGAGUUUGCUGAUAUUCAUGGGUGUAUUGAUCUAUUCAAUUAUGCAGACACAUAUAUUGAGCAACACUUCAACGACGUAAUAAAAUUCGACGAAUUUCUCAGUCUUUCCCACGAACAAGUUGUCAAUCUUAUAAAAAACGACCGAAUCUGCGUGCCAAGCGAAGAAAAAGUCUAUGAAAGUGUCAUUGCCUGGAUUCGGUACGAUCCACUAGUCCGCGAGCAAUAUCUGUCUGAUCUGAUGGAGCAUGUUCGACUGCCAUUUCUAUCGAAAGAAUAUCUCACACAAAAAGUCGACAAGGAGGCAUUAUUUGAAGGGAAUAUUAAAUGUAAAAAUCUAAUAAUUGAAGCACUUACUUAUCACCUGUUGCCUAAUGAAACAAAAAGUGCCCGCACAGUUCCACGACAACCAAUAGGACUGCCUAAAAUCCUUCUGGUGAUUGGAGGGCAGGCACCCAAAGCUAUUCGGUCAGUUGAAUGUUAUGACUUGAGAGAUGAACGCUGGUAUCAAGUGGCCGAGAUGCCUAAUCGAAGAUGUCGCGCUGGUCUAGCAGUUUUGGGAGAUAAAGUGUAUGCAGUGGGUGGAUUUAAUGGCUCGCUCCGAGUGCGAACGGUUGAUGUUUAUGAUCCCGCCUCUGAUAGCUGGUCCACCUGUAACAGUAUGGAAGCAAGGCGAUCCACUUUAGGAGUGGCCGUUCUGAAUGGUUGUAUCUACGCUGUCGGAGGAUUUGAUGGUUCGACAGGCCUAAGCAGUGCGGAGAUGUUUGACCCCAAAACACAAGAAUGGCGAAUGAUUGCUUCAAUGUCCACGCGAAGAAGUUCAGUUGGGGUUGGAGUUGUAAAUAAUCUCCUCUAUGCAGUUGGGGGUUACGAUGGCUCCUCACGGCAAUGCCUAGCCACAGUGGAACGCUACAACUCGGAAACAGACACAUGGAGUCAAGUGGCUGAAAUGACGGCAAGACGAAGUGGCGCCGGUGUUGGGGUAUUGAACAACAUUCUAUACGCCGUCGGUGGUCAUGACGGGCCUCUCGUACGAAAAUCUGUUGAAGCCUACGAUCCAGAGACAAAUAAAUGGCAUUCGGUAGCGGACAUGUCAUUCUGUCGACGUAAUGCAGGCGUCGUGGCCCAUGCAGGCAUGCUAUAUGUGAUAGGAGGCGAUGAUGGUACUUCAAACUUAUCGUCAGUUGAAGUUUACAGUCCAGAUACGGAUUCAUGGCGAAUUCUUCCUGCCGCUAUGGGCAUUGGUCGCAGUUACGCUGGCGUAUGCAUAGUAGAUAGGCCCAUGUGAAUGGAACAGCAGGGUGCGGUGGCACGGCAAGCACCAACAGCAAAUGCAGACGACGAGAAUAGCCAAGCAGAAGGAACAGCCGAAGGUGCCGUAGGCUAUUCUCGACCCACACAAGAUAAUUGCACAAACCAACAACAGCAAGCAGCUGCAAAUGGAGCGGGUGGACAAAAUGUGGUGAACAAUCCACAUUACGAAAACAUCUACGAAUCCAUUGAACAGUACAAUGCUGCCGCUGCUGCCAAUAAUGAUGUCGUCGCAAAUGUUGUUGGCGCUGGCAAUGCUGCCGGCCCUGCUGAUAAUAGUAAUGGACCCUCUGCUGCAGUUGCAAAUGCCCCACAUCCGCAGAAUCAACAGCAACAAAACAGCCGAGCGCAAAAUUCAAAUAUAAAUUAUCGUAACGAUCUCUACGAUCGCGCCAAUAAUUUCGCAUAUGAUGUGCCACGAUCCGUGCGGAGUAGUUUAGGAAUGCGUCGUAAUAAUUUGCAGUUGGAUCUAAAUACAAACAGGAUUCGUUGUAGCGGAACACGAGGCGGUGAAAAUUUGAACGGUAUUUCUGGAUACGGACCGCACCGCCAAAGAAGUUUCGACGACACGGAAUCCUAUCAUUAUUAUAAUCUCAAUAGUAACGUUGGUGGGGCUUAUGGAUCGACGCGGUAUGAAAAUAUUUACGAGCAAAUACGCGAUGAACCAAUUUAUCGGAAUACGACGGGUGGUGCGGGGAACUCUCGAAUGUAUGGAAGACUGGAUGUUAUUGGACAUGGUAUAGGACGAAUUGAAAGGCACUUGAGCUCAUCGUGUGGGAAUAUCGAUCACUACAACUUGGGAGGGCACUAUGCAGUUUUAGGGCACUCUCACUUUGGAACGGUUGGGCACAUCAGACUGAAUGCAUCCAAUACAAGCAACAAUGCCCAUGCGCGGGAUAAUGCAGGAGUAAAGUCUAGCAAUUCUUCCUUUUUUAGUUGCUUGGGAGGGGAAAAUUCCCAGUCGAUGAGCAAUAUAUAUCGCGCUGCGUCAAGCAAUGGAGGUCAACCUUUUCAACAAACGAAUAGCACCCGGUCAAAUUUUAGCAGUGCCGCGGCCGGAAACUCUUCCUCAAAAUGCACAGGCGCUAUCCCAAAAGCUAAAACAAAGCAGUCCCAAACUCAGUCCUCCUCUAGUAAAGCAACUUCUGCAGCAAAUAACAGUAGUCCAGAACAUUCAAGUACACUAAAUCGAAUUUCAAAAUCGUCUCUGCAAUGGCUGCUCAUGAACAAGUGGCUCCCACUUUGGAUAGGACAAGGACCUGAUUGCAAAAUCAUUGAUUUCAAUUUCAUGUUUUCUCGGAACUGCGACAGUUGCGACCAGACCUCAUCCUCCAACACAUCAUCUUCUCAGCGAAGAGAUCUUGUCCGCUUCAAUGGGCGAGCUGAAAUGCAUACCCGACGUGAUCCAAGUGGUCGACCCCUUCGUAGUACACUGACAAGAUUGCGUGAAUCUGAAUGUCCAUCUGCGCGCCGCUGCUUCGAAGAAAACAAUUACGAAAAUGUUCAUGUUCAAUUCCAAAACGGAUUUGAAUUUGGCAGAUCACGAGAUAUGUAUGAAUCCGGUCGAUCGACCCUUCCACAUCGUGCUCGUUCGGAAAGUCCAAAUUUCGCCGACCGAGUAUGCACCCAGCGGCACAAUUCUUUAUGCUCCACAAAAUACUCUGAUCCUUUUAAAAAUUACGAACUCAACACCGAAAAUAACUCUUUCAAACCACGAACUGUACCGAAGAAGAUGCGAAGAAUUGCUUUGCAACAUGAGGCAUCGAACGAGACUUCAACCAGUACAUCAUCGAGUCCAACGAGUCGGGACGAACCUGGGCCUUCGGGUAUUGUGUUCCGAUCAAAUGGCAGAAGGAAGAUUUCCUGCAUCAAAGGGAAAAGGCUGCCGCCCGUAGAACCAGUAUUAAAUGCUGCCAGUGUUGAUAGCAACGACGAAGACUUACAAGCAAACUUGGGCAACUCGGCAAUCGUCGAUGCGACAGAGGACGAUCAAGGGGCGGAGGCGAUUGCAGCCGCUAUGAACAGCGGACCAACUGGCAGUGAAUCAGUGAGUGGAGAAAUGACUGAUGAACGCAACAACAGCAGUGGUGACGGAUUUGACGAGGCCGAAGGCAACUCCAGCAACGAACGCUAAAGCCAAAUGAACACUACAUUUUUUUAAAGCAAAUUCUUAUUUUAUGUGUUGGAAAAUUCAGUAGAGGUGUUUUUACGCAGAUGUACAUUACGCUCAAAACUUUCAAUACGAACUUGUUAUGCGUCAAAAUCAAUGUAGAAUGCAUGUUGCCGCAAUAAGUUUAUAAGUUGCAUCGUCCUGCGGCUGACAAAACUAUAUCAUACUAACUUUCGCACCCUCAUAACUCGCAUCGUGGACUAUUGGGGUCUCACUUCCCCAUCAAUUUCUCGCUCUCUGUAUUUCUCCCCAUUCCAUGAUGCUCUUUAACACUUGCUCGUUGCUGCUAACUCAUUCAGGACUUUUUUACUCACAUAUUCAAGUUGCACUCAACACUCCUCAAGGCAAUCUGUACUCGAAUAGAACAAAUGAAAACUUAGCAUUAGACAUUCAGGACAAGUCCAAACACGAAGCCAAUUUAUUAUGAUAAGGAUAAUAUCGUCGCAUUCUCAUGUGUAACGGAAAAAUGUUUAUCUAAUACUAAAAAUUAUCAACUCAUUACUGUGUAGAUUUGUAAAGUAAGUCGUUCCCUUAGUUUUUAAAUAUAUAUUUACUACUUGUUUCGAGCCGUUUGUUUGUAUACUUGCUUUAUGUUCACCCUGUAAAUAAUAAGAUACUCGUUCAGUAUUUUCGUUUCGAUUCUUUUGAAUUGGAUUGGUCGAAAGCAUGAAAAUCAAAUAUGAAAUGUUUCUUUUUGGGAAUCUUUAAUCUAUCGAAUUUCUUGUGAUGAUAUGAAUACAAAAUACAAAAUUGUAAGACAUUUUAAAUUGUAAAUUUUACUAAAUGUGUUGUGAUUUGGUUAGAAAAACAAUAAAAGUAUAUUAAGUGAAA